This is a messenger RNA of Fibroporia radiculosa, 1254 nucleotides long. RefSeq lists its product as uncharacterized. The record is from RefSeq and is a predicted model, not a curated record. Gene Ontology annotation, molecular function: GPI-anchor transamidase activity. Gene Ontology annotation, cellular component: GPI-anchor transamidase complex. Lineage: Eukaryota; Fungi; Basidiomycota; Agaricomycetes; Polyporales; Fibroporiaceae. Bases 1 to 1254 code for a protein of 417 amino acids. Gene Ontology annotation, biological process: attachment of GPI anchor to protein; protein localization to cell surface; proteolysis. The transcript has 5 exons.
AUGCGUACUCAAUCUGUGGCUCUUGGCUACUACAUCGUCGCGAUUGCCUUGCUCCUGGCUCUCAGCGCGGUCGCUGGAGCUCAGCUUGCUGGGCCAGUCGAGGACUUUUUCGCGCAACAUGGGGGAUCCGCGUCGGCGUCGGCGCACACAAACAACUGGGCCGUCCUGGUCUGUGCCUCCAGGUACUGGUUCAACUACCGCCACAUGGCGAACGCGCUGGGGAUGUAUCGCACCGUCAAGCGGCUCGGGAUACCGGACUCGAACAUCAUCCUCAUGCUCGCCGACGACGCGGCGUGCAACGCGCGCAACAAGUUUCCCGGGUGCGUGUAUGCGAACCAGGGCCGCCACCUGGACCUGUACGGGGACAACAUCGAGGUGGACUACCGCGGCUACGAGGUGACCGUCGAGAACUUCCUCCGGGUGCUGACGGGACGCAUGGACGCCUCCGUCCCCCGCUCGAAGCGGCUCCUGACCGACGACCGGUCCAACGUGUUCGUGUACAUGACCGGGCACGGCGGCAACGAGUUCCUCAAAUUCCAGGACAACGAGGAGAUCAGCGCGUUCGACAUCGCGGACGCGCUCGAGCAGAUGUGGCAGAAGCGGCGGUACCACGAGAUACUCUUCAUGGUCGACACCUGCCAGGCGAACACCAUGUUUUCCAAGUUCUACUCGCCCAACGUCCUCGCCACCGGGUCGUCCGAGCUGGGCGAGAGCUCGUACUCGCACGAGAACGACUACGACAUCGGUGUGGCGGUCAUCGACAAGUUCACGCACUACAUCUUGCAGUUCAUGGAGGGCAUCAACAAGACGAGCCAGGCCUCGAUGCAGGACCUCUUCAACACCUACGACUACAAGAAGUUCGAGUCGCAUGCCGGCGUGCGCGCUGAUUUGUUUCGUCGGCCGCUUGAUCGGACGCUCGUCACCGACUUUUUCGGGGGGGUCGCGCAGGCCGAGAUUCUGCCCUUUCCGCCGGACGAGUCGGGUCCAGAACGUUCUCCGGAACCCAAGGGGGCCCUGGGCCAUGACGAGCAUGCCGUGGGCGUAGUGUCUCCAGCUAGGAGCUCUAACUUCAAUGACACGGUUCUUUCUGGAGACGCUCGUGCGCUUCAACAGCGCCAAUUCGACACCCUGAUCGCUGCUGCUGCUGUCGGACACCCGGACGCAUGGGCGGAUGCCACGAGGAAAUUGCGCGCGUGGGCGUCGACGUUUCUCGUCUUGGUGCUGGUAGGAUGGGUCGGCAUGCGGGGCAAAUAA